Argiope bruennichi is the source of this 7068-nucleotide messenger RNA. Its product is annotated as F-box only protein 28-like. The coding region runs from base 235 to 1212 and encodes 325 amino acids. Gene Ontology annotation, biological process: protein polyubiquitination. The record is from RefSeq and is a predicted model, not a curated record. Lineage: Eukaryota; Metazoa; Arthropoda; Arachnida; Araneae; Araneidae. The transcript has 5 exons. Gene Ontology annotation, molecular function: protein binding.
AAGCUGUAAUUGUAUGCGAUGUAUAUUUCAGUAGGAAGCAUUGCUGUGUCUCUGAUCUCUGUAAUUCCGAUUACUAAAUUAUGAUCUUUCGCCCUUUAAAUAACUUAGAAAAAAGUUAAUGUUAUUUUAAAUUAUUUUUUUCUUUCUGGUUAAAUACUAAUUAAUUCUUUGUUUAAAUUUAUUUGACAUGCCAAAAAAUUAGUGCAAGUAUUUAUAAGUAAAAAAAAAAAAAAAAUGAGUUUAUUACAUUUACCAGAUGAUGUAUUGGAGAAGAUCUUAUCUUAUAUAAGUUAUGAUGAAGUUAGUCGUUGUAGAUUGGUUUGUCGUAGGAUUAAUUAUGUGUCUAAACGAGUUUUAAAUCGAGGAUUCCAUAAAGUAGAAAGAUAUCAUGCUCAGUGUCUCAGACAAGUUAAAUCGCAACUGCCUCGUCGAGAAUCAGAGCGCAGGAAACAUCCAUUGGCUAGACACUGUGACAUCUUAACUGCUGUAGAGACUCGGCUCUCUCUUUUAGGGAUGACAUUUAUGAAAUUCAUUGAGAUGAAUCUUUGUUGCUUCAUUCCUGGGAAGGUUCUAGAUGAAAUUUAUAAAGUUCUGAGAUAUGUUACUAAUGAACAAAGCCCAGUUCGAGCUCAUGAAGUUUUACAAGAAUUGAGAGAUUUAUCUUCUAUGGCAAUGGAACAUUUUGAUGAAAAAAUUUCUCCAGCUUUCCGAAAACGAAAAGACCCUGGUCCUAAAAUUGUCACUGGAAUAAGCAUAUUUGCUCCCUCUCUAAGCCAUCAUUCUAAAUUAACCAGUCGUCAUAGUAGUAAUGAUCAUAAAAGUAGUCACAAGUGGAAAGAAGAAGUCAAAAGUAUGGCUCAGAAACAACUUGCAAGUAGGAAAGAAAUACAGUUUUUGAAACAAAGAAUUGGGGAAAUGAAUAAAAGCCAUUCUGAAUUAGAGAAAAAAGUAUUUGAGUUGCAAAAUUUGUUAGCUACUCAUACUGAAAAGCUCAAAGAACAAGAUCUUAAAUUAGGAGUUGUCCACCACUUGGUUGAAAUAAAGACAGGCGUAUCUCCCACUAUGGAUGUUUUACCUCCGACAGUAACUUCAGAUGACACUACUACCGUCACAGUUACCGAAGUAAAAGCAAAUUUGCAACCUUCAAUAAAGAAACGUCGUCAAGUGCGUCGAAUUAAUGACAGAUGCAGAAAAAGAUUAAAAAAGAACUAAUAUGUAUACUCCAUUGAAAUAAAUUGAUCUGUAACUGUUGUUUACUUGAUAUCAAUUAAUGUGGAACAAUUGUUUAAAUACUUGCUCAUGGAUGAGCAGUUUUUGCAUGUAAUUAACAUUGAUUUGAAUCUUGUAAAUAUCAUUUCUAUGUGUAAUAACUAUAUUUUCAUUUUUUUUAAUAAAAGAAUGAUUUAUUUUGGAGGAAGCAUUUACUUUUGUACAAUAUAAAUAUUUUCAUUUAGCUUAGGAGGAUGCACUAUUCCAUUUCUUUGGCUUAUUUCCUUUUUCAUUACUUAUUUGAAAAAGUAUAUUCCAUUGUUUAUAGAAGUUUUGUUUGUAGAAUGCAUAUUCAAAAGGCUUUAAAUUUUAUUGAUAGCUUUUAAAUUCUUUAUUUGAAAUUGAAUUAUAUGUAGAUAUAUAUUGACUUCUUUUUGUGUGAAUUCUAUGAAAAAUCAUGUAUAUUUUUCACAAAUUCAAAAACACUUUUCUUCAACUGCUUUUGUAAAUUUAUUAUUGCAUUUUUAUGCAAGUGAUGUUUUAAUCUGCAUACUCAGUUUUAAUGAAAUACUACCUGAUACAUAUGAACAUGUAUUCAAAAGCAAUUAAAUCUUUUACAAAAUUUUCAAUGAUUUAUGUUUAGAAAAUUAUUGAAGUUUGCAUGCUAAAUUUUUCAUUUAUUGAAUUGUAUUGAGAAAUAUAGUAAAUAUAAAGUUUUCAACUUUUGAAAAAGCUUAGAAAAUAAGUAAAUUAUUUUGGUUCAUUAUUCUAACAAGUGCUUACAAGAGAGGGAGAGGAACUGUUUAAAUAAUUUUUUCGCAUAUUUUCAUUUAUUAAAUCUUGUGUAUUUGAAAGUUGCUUUCUUGUGAUAUUUUAACUUUUUAACACAUAACUAAAUUAAAUAAAAAAAUACAGUUAAAUUGCAUUUUAAAAUGCUUAUUUCUACAUUGUAAAAUUGGCAGUUAACAAAUAAUUUCUAGUCAUUAGUCAUCAUUCUUAUAUAUCUAUGAAACUGUUAUUAUUAAAAUGUUGGAAUAAUUUUGUAUGUUUACAUGAAUAAUGUACUUAUUCUCUUAUAAUUAUUUCAUAUUUUUGAAAUUAAUUGGUUCAUUGCUAAUUAUAUGACAUGUGAUUGAUGUUUGUAGUUUUAUGAUUUUUUAUGAUAUGCAUAAUUAUUUCUGACUUAAUUGAUUUGUCCCCAAUUAUAGAACUGGUGAAUUGUUUUUGAAUUGAGGGAGGAUGGAGUGAGAAAAUACCAUUGUUUUGAAUGCUUCAGAACAUAUUUUAUUGAAAUUUUUUCAUGUACUUGAUGCAGAUGGCAUUCAUAUAAAUGGAAUUAGACAUUUUAUUUGCCUUAUUCUGGCAAAAAUGUUUCUUUAAAAUCUUUUAACUUAGUUUAUAAAUCAGCAGCUCAUUAACAACUCAGAUAUUACAUAUAUCUAAGGAACAGUAUAAAAACAUAUUUUUUUAUUUUUAUUUUCAUAUUUCAUCUUUGCACAUCUUCUAAAACACGUAAGUAAUGUAUUAAUAAUAGUUAUUCUUACACGGCUUGCUAUAGAUUUUUUUCAUAUUUUUUUAAUAUAAUUUAGUUUUGCACAACAUAUAGAUAUAUGGUUAAUAUGUGAACCCUUUAAAAAUAUCAAUAUUUGGUAGAUGUAAUAAGCUAAAAUUAUCAUUUCUAAGAUAGUUUUACCCUUUUAUUGUAUUUAAUUUUUUUAAAUGCAAUUGUCAUUUUUUAUGUUGGAUAAUUAUUCUUUAAUUUGAUGUUUAUUCAAAGUGCUUAAGGAAUGUUUGUAUUGUUAACUAAAGAGCAAUUUUUAAAAAAAACUUUUUAUUUUCUUUCACAAAAGCUGCAGCAUUCAUUAAAAUACCCCCCGUCCCUUUUCUUUUGAUUUUAAAAUUGCUUUGCUCUUGAAGCUAGUUGGUUGGAGUUUUAUGGUAAAAUUCAAUUUUUACUUAUAUUGCUUUGUUGGAGUGGUUAUUCUCACUUGCAAUCUUAUUUGCAAUAUUUAUAUAUUAUUUUUUACACUUAAAUUUAGGAGUGCGAUUAUAAAAAAAAUUUUAUGUGGUUGGUUCAUUUUUUUUUCUUUGUUUGCAUGACAUCAGCCUAAUUGUAACAUUAUAUACUUUCAUUCGAAUGGAUAUUAUUUUGAAUUUAUCUUAUUUGUGUAUAUGCUUCUUAUUAUGUUAGUAUUAUUAAUAAUCAGUCUGUUUGAAUACUAAUUUAUGAACUAUUUACAAAAUUUGGAAUCAGAUACCAAAUCUGUCUGAUGAAAUCACUUGGAAAAUGAUGAUGAAAUAAUUGGAGAUGGUAAAAAAUUAUGAUGGAAUAGACUGGAGUACUCUUAAAAGAAUAUCACUCUUUAAAACGUAUCUGAGUACUUGUAACAAAUAAUAUUUAAAUGCAUAACAGAUAUUCAAAAGAUACAAUUUAUAUCAUUUUCUUCAUUUAUUCCAGAAAUAGAAUAAAAUCUGUAAAGUAUGCACUCUUCUGGAAGUUUACAACUUCUUGCACUUUUAUAAAAGUGAUGAAUUUAUUUAAAAAUUAAAAAAAAUGUUGUGUAUGGUAAAUUUAUUUAAUUGUGAACUGAUAAUGAUGUAUUAAAAUAAAAUCAAACAAAAACUAGAAAUGAAUUGGAAGAGAAGAAAUUGUAAUAAAACAUACGCUUAAGGAUAUCUCCCCCUUUAUCUUUGCUUUUAUGUUCUUGCUUCAUAUUGAAUGAAUAAGACUCUUGUGAUAGUCUUCCAGUUGGGCUUUCUAAUCUGUGACUGGAGUAUCAGUAUUCUUUGUGAUACUUAAUGUGUAAACCGAUAUAUUUAUAAAUAUACAAGUAUUACAACAUACUUUUGAAUAUAUAUCAUUGUAAUUCUUUUGUAGCAAGAUAUAUUAUAUUACUUUGCAGUUAUUCACAAAAAGGGUAAUAAUCCACUUCUGUUUUAAACAUUUUUAAUUUUUAUCAUGAUUUACUUUUGUAUUUUAAAAAUUUGGCAGAAGAUGGAUUCCUUUGAUAUUAGUAUUUUUGACUGGUGCUAUUAUUUCAAAAUAAAUAAAUAAAUAAUAAUAAAAAUAUUUAUGAAAUCCAGGGAUUAGACAAAAUUAUCAAAAUGUGAAUUUGCAGUUGUAAUUGAUAUUUCUUUUUUGCAUUAACUGAUUAUAUUCAAAUUUCAGGGAUUAUCAGCAUUAGAAAAUAAAUAAAAACAUUUUUUAACUAUAAUACUCAAAAAAAAAUUUUAAUUUUAAAAUCAAAUUUAUUAAAAUAAAAGUUACUUUGCUUUCAGUUUUGUUCUAUUCUGUACAAAAAGGAGUGUUAUUAUGCCAUUUCAGUUCUUGUACUUGCCAUAAAAAAGUCUAACAUCAGCCUUAGACACAUAAUUUUGUUAUUAGUGAUAAUGAAGGUAAAAAAAAGUUCUAGCUAAAUGUUUUCAUUAAAAAAAUCAUUCUCAAUUUCAGUACUGAAUUAGUUCCUUCAAAAUAUUCUGUUAUAUUCUGUUAAUAAUAUAUUAUGUAAGGAAUUGUUACUUAGAUGAUUUUUAUACUUCAAUAUUCUGUUAAUAAUAUAUUAUGUAAGGAAUUGUUACUUAGAUGAUUUUUAUACUUCUUCAUUAUUCAUGGUAUAAAUUAUCUCAGAACUUUCACACAUCUGUUUUUAUUUAUUAACCUGACAAAUGAAUUCGAUUUAUGUAAUAUAAUAGUCCAAUUGUUAUAUUAUACAUCCUAUUAUGUAUAAUUUGAAUUAUCUGUUAAAUUUUUUUGGAUUCUAAACAUAUCUGUUUUAUAUUAAUUUGUAUAUGAUUCUUGUUAAUAUAUUGUAGCUAUUCGUAAUCAGAGUAAACUUAUUAUCGACUCAAAAGUUGCCAUUUUUUAAUGUCCCCAAAUUUUUUCUGAAGUAAUUUAGAACAAUGCUGUACUAUAUUCAUAUGAUAUUCUUAUUAUAUUAUGCAGCAUUCAGAGUGUCAACAAUUUGUUAAGAUUUCAUACAAUACUUAGCGCAAAUGGGAAUGAUUCUAAAUUGAGUUCAUAACAACAGAUUUUACUAUAAAAAAAUUGUGAGUAAAAAACAAAAAAGCAUUUACUUUUUUUUAGACAACUAAAAAAGAGUAAAAUAAGACAACAAUGUCAUUUAAUUGUGAUUUAUAUAUUUUAGAACACUGAUUUUAAAUUUCAGAAUCAUUUGUUGUAUAUCUUUCUCAUUCGAUUGAGUUGCAACAAAACUGGUUUAAUGUUUAUAAAUCUUGAAAUUUUUAAUAUAUUUUUAAAAAUUGUAAUUUAUUUAUAUUCUGUUGUUUAUUCGAAUUAAAUCUUUAUUUAUUCAACUGUAAUACUCAUAAUUUCAUAAUGGAUGUUUGCCAUGUAAUUUUGUGCCUUAUAUUUUUAGUGAUCAUGUUUUUUUAUUUCUGUUUUUCUUUUUCUCCAUUUGCUGUCUUUUUUUUGGGGGGGGGGUUGAAUUUUAUUGCAAUUAAAUUGAUUGUUAUUGAUUAUUGAUUGUUUUUUUAUUUACGCAAAAUUGCUUUAGUGGAUGGGGGGGUGACUAUUUUUUUAUCCCCUAACUUUUUAAAUAAAGCAAUGAAAGUUUAAAAAAUACUUCACAUAGAAUAUAUCUUGGAAAAAUUGAAUGUAAUAUUUAAUUAUAAUGAUUGAUAAAGAAACUAUUAUUGCUUUUUUCAAUAACAAAAUUUUCCAUGCCACUAAUAUUCUCUAUGUCUUUAAGAACAAGACAAAUUUCCUAUUGAAGAGUAUGCCAUCUAUAAUUUAAGAAGCUCUGAUUAAUGUUGAUUUAUUGUAAAACUUAAUAAUAGUAUUGUAUGAACCAAAUAUUGUACCUAAUAAAAGGAGUAUUCAAAAGCAGUCUGAAAAAUUUAGACAAAGAUUGAGAAAUAUUUGUAAUUAAAAGUAGUUACCUUAUAAUAACUUUUUUUUGUAAGUAUUUGUCCUAAAAAUAUAUUAAUAGGUUAUACUUUUUUUUUGUAUUCAGUGCAAUUAAUUCAUUGUUCUUUCAGUUAAUCUGAGUCUUGUGAUAAAUAUAUUUUGCUUUUUGUAUUGUCAAUAAAAGAUCUUGUAGACUAUUCUAUAAUAAUUGUGAAGUAAUGCUUUUUUAAUAUUUGAAAUUAUAUAUAAUAUUUCUUUACUAAAACAUUUAGACUUUUAGUGAUAUAAUUAUUGAAGACAAUUGCAGAUAAAUUGACCAAAUUUCCUUUUUUUUGUUCAGAUAUUAAAUACAGAAAAAGUUAAUUAGUUUUAUUAAAUUUUUUAAUAUGAAAGAAAUACUUUUUAAUAUUUUUCUUAAUUUGGGUACUAUUAUGAAAUUUAGUAGAAAAUAUUUUUACUUCUCUACAAUUUGUUUUCUAUUUUUAUUCCUAUUCAUAAAUUAUUAAUGUUAUUUGAUUUACAUAUUGAAAUUAUGUCAUCAUAGAUUUAAACUGAUAUUGCCGAAUUAAAAUUUCCUUUUAUCGUUAUGCAUUUUAAAAGAAUUAGAUAUCCAUGAAAUUAAUAAAAUGCUGUUUUUUUGUUUAUUGUUUUUUUUAAGUAUGCGGUGAAUUUUGAAUGUUUGUUACCUUAUUUGUAUGAAGUGAUAUUUUUUUAUCACUGUUCCUUUAGGGUGUAUUUUGUGAAUGUAAGAUAUUUUAUUUGAUAGUGAAUUCUUGUAGAUAUUGUAAAUGAAAGUCUGAGAAUUCUGUUUUCUCCCCCACAAGUAUUUGCUUUUUAUGAUUAGAAGUGACAUUUUUGGUGACUGUUAAAAUAUUAUUUGGAAAACUGUAUUUAAUUUAUUUGAAGCUAAAUAUUUUGUCAUUGACAGUUUUGGGAUUUACAUUUUCUUAUGUUUAGUUGCAAUUAUGAAUAAAGUUUUUUUGAAUAAAGUU